AUUUCUGAUAGUCCUGGGGUGCUUGAUUUUAGCCGUCCUGACCACUUUUGGAGAAUAUGAAAAAGCUUCUGGAUAUUGGUUGCUGCUUUUGGAAACCUUUGCCAUCUUCAUCUUUGGAGCAGAAUUUGCCUUAAGGAUCUGGGCAGCUGGCUGUUGCUGUCGAUACAAGGGAUGGCGUGGGAGGCUAAAAUUUGCCAGGAAGCCUCUGUGUAUGUUGGCUGGAGUCAAUCUUUGGAGAGUCCAGAAGCCCAGCCAGAGAUGCACAAGCAGAAAGGAUAUUUUUGUACUGAUUGCCUCUGUCCCCGUGGUAGCUGUUGGCAACCAAGGCAACGUCCUGGCUACAUCGCUGAGAAGUCUCCGUUUCCUCCAGAUCCUGCGAAUGCUGCGUAUGGACCGGAGAGGUGGUACCUGGAAGCUUCUGGGAUCAGCUAUUUGCGCACACAGCAAGGAACUCAUCACUGCCUGGUACAUUGGGUUCUUAACCCUUAUUCUCUCCUCUUUCCUGGUUUAUCUGGUGGAGAAGGAUGUGCUUGAAAAAGAUGAGGACGGGAAAGAGACAAAAGAGUUUGGAACCUAUGCUGAUGCCCUUUGGUGGGGACUGAUUACACUAGCAACAAUCGGCUACGGUGACAAGACGCCUAAAACAUGGGAAGGGCGUUUGAUUGCAGCAGCAUUUUCCCUCAUUGGAGUUUCAUUUUUUGCCCUUCCAGCUGGCAUUUUGGGUUCAGGAUUGGCCCUAAAAGUCCAGGAACAACAUCGUCAGAAGCACUUUGAAAAAAGAAGGAAACCAGCAGCAGAACUCAUACAGGCUGCAUGGAGGUACUACGCUACUAAUCCUAAUAGGAUGGAUCUUGUUGCCACAUGGAGGUUUUAUGAGUCUGUUGUAUCAUUCCCAUAUUUCAGGAAAGAACAAGUGGAUGGAACCAGCCAAAAGCUGGGUCUCUUGGAUCGGGUUCGUGGUAGCAAUACUAAAGGAAAGCUGUUUACUCCUCUGAAUGUAGAUGCGAUUGAAGAAAGUCCAUCUAAAGAAUCUAAGAAUGUUGUCUUGAUUAAUAGAGAGCGUUUACGCACUGCAUUCAGGAUGAAAGCUUAUGCAUUCUGGCAAAGCUCAGAAGAUGCUGGAACAGGGGAUCCUCUGGCAGAAGACAGAGGAUACAGCAAUGAGCUCCUCAUAGAAGACCUGAUCCCCACACUGAAGAUGGUCAUCCGAGCUGUUAGGAUACUACAGUUCCGCCUGUAUAAGAAAAGAUUCAAGGAGACUUUGAGGCCUUAUGACGUCAAGGAUGUGAUAGAGCAAUAUUCAGCUGGACAUCUUGACAUGCUUUCCAGAAUCAAAUACCUUCAGGCAAGAAUAGAUAUGGUUUUUGCACCUGGACCUCCAUCUACUCCCAGACACAGAAAAUCUCAAAAGGGAGGAACAUUCUCUUACCCUUCACAGCAGUCUCCAAGGAAUGAGCCAUUCAUAAGUAAACCAUCCACAGACGAUCCUGAAGACCAAAGCAUGAUGGGCAAAUUUGUCAGAGUUGAAAGACAGGUCCAUGACAUGGGGAAGAAGCUGGAUUUUUUAGUAGAUAUGCACAAGCAGCAUAUGGGACAGCUGCAAGUCCAAGUCACCGAAGCGUGUCCUUUGAAAGAAGCAACAUCCCCAGCUGACGAUAACCGAUUUUCUGAACUGAAAUCCAUCAUUUACAAAUACUCCAAGCCUUCCAUUCAUGAGUUGUCUCCAAGCUUCCACCAUGUUCCUGUGAACAAAGUUCCUCCUUUUGGAUUCUCAACCCAGGACUGUGGUCAUAGUCCACUUUCAUUGCCACUGAGUGAGCAGAACUCAGGCAGAUGGCAAGCCAUGCCAUUCUCAACUACAUACUCAGAAAGGCCCACAGUUCUACCAAUACUGACUUUCAUGGACCCUCAUCUUUCCUUUCAGUCCCCGCCGAGAGAGCUCUGGAGCCCCCAUUCGGACAGAAUCUCCUCAAGGCAGAGGCAAAGCAUGACAAGAGACAGUGACACCCCCCUAUCCCUGCUCUCUGUCAAUCAUGAGGAACUUGAACGCUCACCAAGUGGGUUUAGCAUCUCUCAAGACAAAGAUGACUUCCUUUUCGGGCCAAAUGGAGGAACAAGUUGGAUGAAAGAAAAACGCUAUUUGGCUGAGGGUGAAACAGACACAGAUACUGACCCUUUCACUCCAAGUGGUUCUAUGCCUCUGUCCUCAACAGGGGAUGGGAUUUCUGAUUCAAUAUGGACUCCUUCAAGCAAGCCAAUUUAAACUUCUCUAAGGGGUUGGGGAUGGGGAGGGUGGAGACACAGGCUGGCUUUUUCUUGUCAUGUGAACUUAAACUUUGUAUAUCUUAUUAUACAUGCCCAAAGCUUCCUUUCGCAAAAGCAAAAACAAUCAACCUCACCCUCCCUCCACCACCAAUGGCUGUCGUGCAUGCUGGUAUUAGUCGACCUCGUUCUCCGCCAUUUCACACAGUUGGGUGAUGCAGUUCUCCUCAUGCUGCCAAAACUGAGCGGCUACGUUUUGCACAGGGUUUUGCAUGACUUUAUGCUCUAAAGGGUACAGGGGAUUUCUUCCAUGAUUAAAAUCAUGAAAAAUACUAUUGCUGAAUAAGCCAAGGGUCAGGUCAAUGCCAGAGCAAAAACACUGCAGACAUGUGGAGGGACACAGGCUGCAUUUUUGUGAGCAGAACAACACUCAUUUCUAGAAUGAUGCCGUUUGCAAUGGGUGCAUGCUUUCGGAUCAUUCCUCUUUGCAAUUUUAGCUGAUUCACUCUUGGUUGUCCAUUUUGUUCUCUCCCAUGUCACCCUAGUAGGCUGAUUAAUUCUGUUCAUUUGACAUUUGGCAGAUGACCUCCCUGCCCUCCCGCCACCUGCACUUGCAUCUAUGUAAGAAGCCAGAGAGUGUUAUACAUUCCAGUACCCAGAGAACUGAAGUGUUUUUCUGCACAACUCGCAUGUUGUUGAUAUCCGUGGAGCUUAGACACACUUAACAUGCUUCAGAAUAUUGUUUUCACUCAUUAACUCCAAAGUCCAUGGGCCAAAUGAGUGAAGCAUCAUUUCUCCUAAGUUUCCUUGAAUUAAGCAAGUUUUUAACCCAACAUUUUACCCAGUGUUUGCUGGCCUCUGCUUGUCCCUUUAUGCUUGUCCCUUUAUGGUGGUAGCCAUAUCUGUAGCACUUAGGGCAGUAAUCUCUUCCUGAAUCACGAUGAGAGAUGGGUCUGUUAAGACAUGGCUUGAUCACUUCUCAGUUGCUCAUAGCAUUACACCUAUGUGCUGCUCCUCCUGUUAUUCCAUAAAGAGUCACCACUUGAACAUCACAGGGAACAUUUUCUUCUCGAUUUCAGUGGAACUGAAAUCUAAUCCAGGGUGUUUCAACAAUUAGUGAGCAUCCCAGAUGUCUGCAGGGGUCCAUUUUAAGUAACUCUUAAAAAGGUUGCGUGCAUAAAAGAAUAGAUGGAAUUUCCCACUUUCCCUUUCUGGAUGAGCCUGUUUGUGCAUAUACGUAAAGCACUUUGAAUUCAGCAAAUAGUUGAGUCUUUCCCAUUUUAUUAUUAGUUGCCUGCACAUUGUGGGAUUCCUUUAUGUGAUUGUUGGCAAGGAAGUGAUGCAAGUCUUAGGUUUUCCUUCAUGGGAGCUGGCGUACUUGCUUGUAGAGAGGAGUAAAAUCUGGCUCAGACACCAAGUGGAGCAGAAAUGCAGUUCCCAAAGUACAGCAUAGUUACAUGGGAUAGGCUUCCUUAUUUGUUGAGGGAACCCACAUCAAAUGCGUAGGUUCAGGAUGGGGACGUUGCUUGUUCAAUAACAGCAGGUGUGAAAAAGAUCUUGA
Messenger RNA from Python bivittatus (Burmese python), 3823 nucleotides. The record is from RefSeq and is a predicted model, not a curated record. Lineage: Eukaryota; Metazoa; Chordata; Lepidosauria; Squamata; Pythonidae.